CCACCUGCGCCCAAGCGGCUGGGCCUCCGCCGGCCGGCGUGGGAGGACCACGGGGUUGGCGGUCCCAGGACCCGCCGAGCUGUUCACGAGGCGUUUACGUUCACCCCCAACGCUAACUCCGCCUAUUUAAUCCCGGCGGCUCUCCCUCGCCCAGUCCUCCUCCCGGCUCCCGCCCGCCCCUUUCACCCUGGUGGUAGGAAACACUCCGGAAUCUAACUCGACGUGUCCGGAAAGCUCUGGCCAGUUUCCCUUUCGUUCUGCGGCCGCUGCCGCCAGCCGCGCGGCUCCCUUCUACCCACGGGCGCAGUCGCCGGGGGGUGAGGCGCCCGGAGGCUGCGGGCUGAGCGGAGGGGCGCCCCGGGCACCAUGCUGGACCCGUCUUCCAGCGAGGAGGAGUCGGACGAGGGACUGGAAGAGGAGAGCCGCGAUGUACUGGUGGCGGCCGGCGGCUCGCAGCGGGCACCCCUGGCCCCAGCUCGGGAAGGGCGGCGGGACGCCCCGGGGCGCGCGGGAGGCGGCGGCGCGGUCAGACCCGUGAGCCCGAGUCCCUCCGUGCUCAGCGAGGGGCGAGACGAGCCCGAACGCCAGCUGGACGAGGAGCAGGAGCGGAGGAUCCGCCUGCAGCUCUAUGUCUUCGUGGUGAGGUGUAUCGCGUACCCCUUCAACGCCAAGCAGCCCACCGACAUGGCCCGGAGGCAGCAGAAGCUUAACAAGCAACAGUUGCAGCUACUGAAAGAACGGUUCCUGGCCUUCCUCAAUGGAGAAACCCAAAUCGUGGCUGAUGAGGCGUUUUGCAAUGCAGUUAGGAGUUACUAUGAGGUUUUUCUGAAGAGUGACAGAGUGGCCAGGAUGGUUCAGAGUGGAGGAUGUUCCGCUAAUGACUUCAGAGAGGUGUUUAAGAAAAACAUAGAAAAACGGGUGCGGAGUUUGCCAGAAAUUGAUGGCUUGAGCAAAGAGACAGUGCUGAGUUCAUGGAUAGCCAAAUAUGAUGCUAUUUACAGAGGCGAAGAGGAUUUGUGCAAACAGCCAAGUAGAAUGGCCCUAAGCACUGUGUCUGAACUUAUUCUGAGCAAGGAACAACUUUAUGAAAUGUUUCAGCAGAUUCUGGGUAUUAAAAAACUAGAACACCAACUCCUUUAUAAUGCAUGUCAGCUGGAUAAUGCAGAUGAACAGGCAGCCCAAAUCAGAAGGGAGCUGGAUGGUCGCUUACAACUGGCAGAGAAAAUGGCAAAGGAAAGAAACUUCCCCAAAUUUAUAGCAAAAGAAAUGGAGGCAAUGUGUAUAGAAGAGCUGCGGUCUUCAGUGAAUUUGCUAAUGGCCAAUUUGGAAAGUCUUCCAGUUUCGAAAGGUGGUCCAGAAUUUAAAUUACAAAAAUUAAAACGUUCACAGAAUUCUGCAUUUUUGGACAUUGGAGAUGAAAAUGAGAUUCAGCUGUCAAAGUCCGACAUUGUGCUGUCAUUCACCUUAGAGAUUGUCAUAAUGGAAGUACAGGGUUUGAAGUCAGUUGCUCCCAAUCGAAUUGUUUACUGUACAAUGGAAGUGGAAGGAGGAGAGAAACUGCAGACAGACCAGGCUGAAGCCUCAAGACCACAAUGGGGAACUCAAGGAGAUUUCACCACUACCCACCCUCGACCUGUAGUCAAAGUAAAACUCUUCACCGAAAGCACUGGGGUCCUGGCCCUUGAGGAUAAAGAACUGGGAAGGGUGGUAUUAUACCCAACAUCUAAUAGCUCCAAGUCAGCUGAGUUGCACCGAAUGAUAGUUCCAAAAAAUAGCCAGGACUCUGACUUAAAAAUCAAAUUGGCAGUGCGAAUGGAUAAACCACCACAUAUGAAACAUAGUGGAUACCUGUACGCCCUUGGACAGAAGGUUUGGAAAAGAUGGAAGAAACGUUACUUUGUUCUUGUGCAGGUCAGCCAGUACACCUUUGCUAUGUGCAGUUACAGAGAAAAGAAAUCUGAGCCACAGGAAUUUAUGCAGCUCGAAGGAUACACUGUGGAUUAUACAGAUCCCCACCCAGGCCUUCAGGGUGGUCACAUGUUCUUUAAUGCUGUUAAAGAAGGAGACACUGUAAUAUUUGCCAGUGAUGAUGAACAGGAUAGAAUAUUAUGGGUUCAAGCCAUGUAUAGGGCCACAGGUCAAUCAUAUAAGCCUAUUCCUGCAAUUCAAACCCAGAAGCUGAAUCCUAAAGGAGGAACUCUACAUGCAGAUGCUCAGCUUUAUGCAGACCGUUUUCAGAAACAUGGUAUGGAUGAGUUUAUUUCUGCAAAUCCUUGCAAGCUUGACCACGCCUUCCUUUUUAGAAUACUCCAGAGGCAAACUUUGGAUCACAGGCUGAAUGAUUCCUAUUCUUGCUUGGGUUGGUUCAGCCCUGGCCAAGUCUUUGUGUUAGAUGAGUACUGUGCCCGUUAUGGUGUGAGAGGCUGUCACAGACAUCUCUGCUACCUUACAGAACUGAUGGAACACUCAGAAAAUGGUGCUGUCAUUGACCCAACCCUGCUCCAUUACAGCUUUGCAUUCUGCGCCUCUCAUGUGCAUGGCAACAGGCCUGAUGGAAUUGGAACUGUUUCAAUGGAAGAAAAAGAGAGAUUUGAGGAGAUAAAAGAAAGACUCUCUUCCCUUUUAGAAAAUCAGAUAAGCCAUUUCAGAUACUGUUUUCCCUUUGGACGACCUGAAGGUGCUCUGAAAGCUACACUUUCAUUACUUGAAAGGGUUUUGAUGAAAGAUAUUGCCACUCCCAUCCCAGCAGAAGAGGUGAAAAAAGUGGUCAGAAAAUGUCUGGAGAAAGCUGCCUUGAUCAAUUACACUAGACUCACAGAAUACGCCAAAAUAGAAGGUCAGUGCAGUGAGCAAUUGCCCAAGAGGGAACUUAAACAAGCGCUGCACCUUUCUUUGCUGUGUAUAGAAGUAAUAAAACAAAAUAAAAGAUCUGAGGCUGAGAUCAGGGACGCAUUUGCCUGGUGGCCCGAUUUAUUGGCGGAGCAUGCAGAGAAAUUUUGGGCAUUGUUCACAGUGGAUAUGGAUACUGCACUGGAGGCUCAACCACAAGACUCCUGGGAUAGUUUUCCUCUUUUCCAACUGCUUAAUAAUUUCCUCAGAAAUGACACACUUUUAUGUAAUGGAAAAUUUCACAAACACUUGCAAGAAAUCUUUGUACCCUUGGUUGUCCGCUACGUUGAUCUCAUGGAGUCCUCCAUCGCCCAGUCCAUUCACAGAGGUUUUGAGCAAGAGACAUGGCAGCCGGUCAAGAAUAUCGCCAACAGUCUUCCCAAUGUAGCUCUUCCAAAAGUUCCAAGUCUGCCUCUUAAUCUUCCACAGAUUCCUAGCUUUUCUACUCCUUCGUGGAUGGCUUCUUUAUAUGAGUCCACCAAUGGCUCAGCAACAUCAGAAGACCUUUUCUGGAAACUUGAUGCCCUGCAAAUGUUUGUCUUUGAUCUACACUGGCCAGAACAAGAAUUUGCCCACCACUUAGAGCAAAGACUUAAACUAAUGGCCAGUGAUAUGAUAGAGGCCUGUGUCAAAAGAACAAGAACUGCAUUUGAACUCAAGCUGCAGAAGGCAAGCAAAACGACUGACUUACGCAUUCCAGCUUCCAUGUGUACAAUGUUUAAUGUCUUGGUUGAUGCCAAAAAGCAAAGCACCAAACUCUGUGCCCUGGAUGGAGGACAGGAGCAACAGUACCAUUCAAAAAUAGAUGAUUUGAUUGACAACAGUGUAAAAGAAAUCAUUUCACUGCUAGUUUCAAAGUUUGUUUCAGUGUUGGAAGGGGUGUUAUCUAAGCUGUCAAGAUAUGAUGAAGGCACUUUCUUUUCAUCCAUUCUGUCAUUCACUGUGAAAGCAGCUGCAAAAUAUGUUGAUGUUCCCAAACCAGGAAUGGAUCUGGCAGACACCUAUAUUAUGUUUGUUCGGCAAAACCAGGAUAUUCUUCGAGAAAAGGUCAAUGAGGAAAUGUAUAUAGAAAAGUUGUUUGAUCAAUGGUACAGCAGUUCCAUGAAAGUCAUUUGUGUGUGGUUGACUGAUAGAUUAGACCUUCAGCUUCAUAUCUACCAACUGAAGACUCUCAUCAAGAUUGUGAAGAAAACCUAUAGGGACUUCCGAUUGCAGGGUGUGUUGGAAGGCACACUGAACAGUAAGACCUAUGAUACUCUACACAGACGUUUAACAGUAGAGGAGGCUACAGCCUCUGUUUCAGAAGGAGGCGGACUUCAGGGCAUUACGAUGAAAGACAGUGAUGAAGAAGAAGGCUGAAAACAUACUGCUUUGUAGAAGGAAGGAGGACCUUGACGUUGUUUAUUUUGUACCUUGUCCUUGUAAUUACAUUGAUUGUUUGGACCAAAUAAAAAUGCUUGUGUUUCACUCCACAUUUAAAAAAGUAAACCUGGAAGCAAAGUUAGAGGGGGAAAAUGCAAAAGCUCUUUUUUUUUUUUGAAUAUCAGCCUCUUUAGUGUAGCUUGAUCCAAAAUGAGUUUCGGCUCUGUUUAUGAUUGGAACAUGAACUUUUUUUUUUUAGAAGAUUUAACUUCUUUUUCUGUAGUCAUAUCAAAGUAGUGUCCUGUGUCUGAAGUGAGAUAAUGUAUUUCUCAUAAUACAACACUGUGAGAAGAAGCCACUUCUGAUCACUGUGCAAGCUCUAUCCUACCCUUGUUAAAAUGGUGUGCUUGACAGUUUUUCAUUUAUGUACAAGGUUUCAUAGUUAAUUUGCCACUGUUGUGAUGUGUGUAAAAACUUUAACCUUGGUUCUUAAAUACUCUGAAUUGGUCUGCGGGUAUAUUCCUGGGCUUAAAGUAUUGCCACAGCCAAAUAUAGUCUAGAUUACCCAGUGGGCUUGUGUUUUGUUCCGUUCUGAACAUUUCUUCCUUAAAGUGUAAAAAAAAAAUCCUAAAGUGUGGGGUAAUAAUGUGUGCUGCCAUCAAGGUACCAUAUUCUCCUACUUCUAAGUGUAACAGCUUGCAGGCAAUAAAAAUCCAUUUGGUCAUAACCACUUCUGUAUGUAUUAGACUUGUAUAAAUUAAAUGCAGUAAAAAAAUGUUUGCAGUAUUACAAACAUUC
Messenger RNA from Manis javanica (Malayan pangolin), 5049 nucleotides. The record is from RefSeq and is a predicted model, not a curated record. NCBI's taxonomy places the organism in Eukaryota, Metazoa, Chordata, Mammalia, Pholidota, Manidae.